CCCUAUCCCUUCCUGCUGCGACUCUGACGAAAAGAAACUCGCCUCUCAAGCAAUUACCGCACUCAGCACAUCCAACGAUGAAGUUCACUGCUCUUGUCGCCGCAUUCCUGGCCCCAGCCGUUGCCAUGGCUGCUUUGACCAACAGGGCCACUCUAGCCAACAGGGCCGCUCUAGCCAACGAGGCCAUCCCUGCAGUCGCCAAUGACGUCCCUGUCAAGUCUGAGAGCCUCGUUCAUAUCAUGGCCUCCAAGCAGGGUCAGCUCACCGUCAAGCUGAACUAUGCGACCAAGUUGACUAACAAGGACUGGCUCGGAAAGUCAGAUCCCUACGUCGAGUUGUGGCUCGAGAAGGACCAUAAGCAACGCUCCAAGGACGGCAAGGGCUUGAACCCGGUCUUCAACCAAGCUUUCACCUUCUAUGUCCGCUCUGGCCAAAGCAAGCUGUACGUCCGUGUUGUUGACAAGGACACGUUUAGCGACGACAAGAUCGGAGAAGCCACGAUCUCUUUAGACGAAGUCUUCAACACCGGCAACGUCGGUGCGCGCGACUACAAGCUCCCCAAGUGGUUCGGACUCCGAAACAACGGAUACGUCAACCUGGAACUCCAGUUCGUCGAGGAUCGCUCGUAGAGC
Messenger RNA from Gamsiella multidivaricata, 632 nucleotides. RefSeq names its product C2 domain-containing protein. The record is from RefSeq and is a predicted model, not a curated record. The coding region runs from base 78 to 629 and encodes 183 amino acids. NCBI's taxonomy places the organism in Eukaryota, Fungi, Mortierellomycota, Mortierellomycetes, Mortierellales, Mortierellaceae. The transcript has a single exon.